This is a messenger RNA of Nylanderia fulva, 2045 nucleotides long. RefSeq lists its product as uncharacterized. NCBI's taxonomy places the organism in Eukaryota, Metazoa, Arthropoda, Insecta, Hymenoptera, Formicidae. The record is from RefSeq and is a predicted model, not a curated record.
GGCUUUUACUGGUCGGAUCGUCCUAGGCUACUGCGCAUCCCCGGAAUGGUUCACUUUGAAUACUUCAAUCAUGACCUUGCUCUCUUAUUCGACGGAUAUAAACACAAAGAAAUUGUUACACGCGUGUUAUUUAUUUUAUUCAGUAGCAAACGGAAUUUAGUUUAACGAGAGAAAAAUGUCUAAUACCGCUGCACAGAUAAACGAGUGUCUAGAAACAAAUAUUGACGUCGCAGACGAAAGUAAUAAGAAAAGCAUAUCCAAAUUCUUUUCGUUCGAAGAAGUGAAAGAAGUAACAAAAUGCGCAUUGAACGACGAUGCCGUUGUAACGGAAUAUGCUAUUCAACCGUAUUCCGAUGGUAAACUUGACCGUUUCAGGUCUCAUUAUCGGCUGGAUGUACGCGCCUCGACGAAGAAAGAAGAGACCGUCGGUCUCUCAUUCCUCCUCAAGACUAUACCUUUCGAAGAAUCCGAGCAAAUCGAUUACUCGGUACAGAAUGGUGACUUCAAAUGCGAGACCAAGUUUUACGGUGUCAUAAUGCCGUUACUUCGCGAGGGAUUUCGCGAAAAGCCAUGGUCGCCAAUGUGUUAUAAGGUAACGAACAACUAUAUGGUUCUACAGGAUCUAUGUCGCGAGGAUUACUCGACGCGAGAUAAGCUCUUCGACGAGACGCUGGUGCGCGCAGGCUUAAACACUAUCGCACGAUUACACGCGGCCUCUUUGUUGGCAGAUGCGCGUCUCGAUGUACCCUUCAAUCAAUUACACCCUGACGCUUUUACGAACAAACGCUUCGAUCGCGAGAGGCUGCCGCGGAAGUUGGUGGAAGUGAGCUCCGAGCCCGCGGUCAUAGCCGAACGUCAUGGAUUCGACCCUUAUCUGGUACGCAUGGCUUGCGAACAAAUAUAUGAUAUUAUGGAGCCGUCGAGCACCAAGAUGAACGUGAUCAGUCACGAGAAUCUCUGGAGCGACAAUUUUAUGUUCAAUAACGACGUGCCGCCCAAUUGUUUGUUGGUGAAUUAUCAAACACUGAGGUACACUCCGGUAGCGCACGACAUCGCACUGUUCCUGUAUCUGUGCACGAAUCGUAGUUUCCGAGAGACGCGGGAGACCGCGAUGCUGAGACACUAUUACAAGACGCUGUGCGAGAUCCUGGACGCUCAUGGGGCGGUGCGUAAACCCUGCUGGUCAGAGAUAAUUCAGGGUAUGGAGGAACAACGUUUGGGCGCUCUUAUUAGCGCUGUACUUAUCUUUCCUACUGCCUUAAUGGAUAAGAAGUACUUAAUUGACGAGAAUCUCGACGCGGAAGUAUUGGGUAAUUCGCCGUCCCCCAUGGACCUUCAAGACUGGACGGAAUCGGUCUUGUCGAUAAUGGAGGAAGACUCGGUCUACGAAAGAAGAAUCACUGAAACCGUCGUCGAACUGGCCGAGCUCGCUUUGCGAUUAGAUCAAUUACCGAAACCGACUUAAAAAUCAGACAUGUAACAUAAAAUUAAUACUCUCAUGCAUAUUCUAAAUUUUUUCGUUUCGUCAAAACGCUUUUUAUAGGAUUAUAUAUAAUUAAUAAAAGACAUACUUGUGUCAAAAAUUGAUCAGUUUAUGAUGUAGAAAUAUAACGAUUUUCGUAUAAAUCAGUGAACGAUGUUGUCUUGUUCGGGAAAUAUAGCAGAUAGGAAGGACCAGUCGUGACUGAUGAGUUGUACACUUGAUUCGUCGGAAUCCUCGUUUUCAUUGAUCGGUGUAACUGCGGGUUUUGUCGGCCGUGAUACCUCAUCGUUAUCACUUAAAUCCGAGAGAUUGUCUCGAACUGAAUUGUCAUCACUGUCUCUGAAAAAUUACGAGAAGGUUAAUAUAUAUGACAGUGCACGUAAGCGUUUAAGUACAAUAACUUUAAUUUGCAGUCGAAUCAAUUCUAUAUACCUAAAGCUUUCGGAGUUUCGUAAACGGUUUCUUAACGAUUGUUGCCCCGUCAACGACAAGAUAAAUGACGAACACAGCAAUUUUAUCGGCGGCAAAGUGUGAGCCGAUACGCUGAGCAACUGAAAAAAAA